Molecule: messenger RNA, 2660 nt
Organism: Vitis vinifera (wine grape)
Lineage: Eukaryota; Viridiplantae; Streptophyta; Magnoliopsida; Vitales; Vitaceae
Exons: 8
Coding region: 307-2577 (756 amino acids)
Molecular function (GO): protein binding
Source: RefSeq, a predicted model, not a curated record
AAAACUUUUAAUCUUUUCAAAAUCACAUUUAUCUAGGCAUUAUUUUCGAUUAUUAAAUUAAUUUUAUAAUUUGAAAUAAUUUUAAAAAAAUCUUGAACCGCUACCCCACAUAAUGAAGAUAUUUUGCAGUCAAAUUCACACAGACUUGCUAGAGCCGCAGCCUCUCUCCAUAUAUGUCCUUGUGUGCUCAUAAUUAGCUCCAUGGUCUCUCCGUCCGCACCAUUCAGAGGGCUGAAGUUACUCAGCUAGGAGAAGGUCUGCUUAUGCUGCAGAGCAAGUACGGCAGUUGAAGGUGUUGCCACAAAUAUGAUGCAAUUUGGUCCCUCAACUAUAGUCCCGAAUAACAGCGGUGAUGGUUUUCCCCGUAUGACCCCAGCUAUAAUCCCAACUGUAGUGCCAACUACAAUAGUUCGUGAAGUUCUUACUGAAAGCAACUAUAAAAAUUGGAGCACUUGUGUAAAAUGGUAUUUGGUGGGUCAAGAUCUAUGGGAAGUUUGCCGGACGAAAGACAACAUUCCUGAUGAAGCACGAGAUCCAGAAGCAUUUUCGGUUUGGGAAAAGAAGAAUGCCAUGGCUUUACAUGCUAUUCAAAUUUCAUGCAGUGGGGAGAUGCUUUCUCAGAUUAGGAGGGAAACUUGUGCAAGUUACGUGUGGGACUUUUUGCAGAAACGGGCCAAACCAACCUUCUGUUUCGACCCAAGAGUCAGUGGCAUAGUCGAAGGGUCACCUGCUGCCUCAGCCUCAACUGGGAACGUUGACUUCUCUCAGUAUCAGGGCUUAAUCAAGGCAUUGAACCGUGGUAGGUGGAACGAUAUCGAAUCCUUCUUUAACAAAAAUCCGGGUACAGUGAGCGCAAAAAUUUCACCAAAAGGCGAGACCGCGCUUCAUAUCGCAGUUCGUGCUGGACAUGUAAAGGUUGUAGAGGAGUUGGUGAAAAAACUGAGUCCAAAGGACUUAAAACAAGAGAAUAAUGAAGGGCGCACGCCACUUGCUUUGGCUGCAUUGAAUGGAUUUAAAGAAAUAGCGCAGUGCAUGAUUAAAAAGAACACGGAAUUGACUAGUAUUUUAGAUAAGGAAGGAAUCCUCCCAGUUGUGCGUGCUUGUAACCGAGGCAAAAAAGAAGUGACUCGUCUUCUCUACAAUUACACUCCACCAAAGGAGCAAGGUCCAAAAAAAGGCGAAGGCAAAAAUGGUGCAACGCUUCUUGUUUAUUGUAUUGCUACCAAAUUCUUAGAUAUUGCUUUGCAUAUCCUCGAGAAGCACCCAAGUUUGGCUGUUACUUUCAAUAAGGAUGGCGUUUCCCCCCUGUAUGUAUUGGGUCAAAAGCCUUCUUUGUUCAAGAGUGGAAGUCAGCUUUGGUUUUGGCAGCGUUGGAUCUACUCAUGCAUAUCUGUAAACGUAGAUUGUGCCUCAGAUUGGAUUCAAAUAAAUGUUGUUGACGACAUUGCACAAGGACGAGAUGAUAGGAAUAAUACUAAAAAAGGACUAGGUCAAUUAAUGCAUGGGCUGGUUUCAUAUCCACAAAAACUUCCUGGAAUCAAGAACAUACAUGAUCAAAAGUUGAGGCAUGCUCAAGCCAUCAAAAUUCUUGGGAGCAUUUGUAUUGAACUACAAAAUAUGAAAGUUGACGUCCUUGGUUUUCAAGUGCACCAAGCAGUCUUCCAGGCUGUCAAGCGAGGGAAUGUUGAGUUUGUCACUGAGAUGAUUAAAUCUAUUCCUGAGUUAGCGUGGAGCCAUGAUAUUAAUGGAAGAAACAUAUUUUUUAUUGCUAUUUUGAACCGUCAGGAAAAGAUUUUCAACCUUUUACAUGGGCUUACUCACGCACAGAAGAUGAAAGUGAUAUCUCCUUUGGAUAGGUUUAGAAAUAACAUGCUACAUUUGGUUGCGAUGUUAGCACCAUCGGAACAGCUUGAUGGUAUUUCAGGUGCCGCUCUGCAGAUGCAAAGAGAACUACAAUGGUUUAAGGAGGUGGAAAGCAUUGUGCCACCACUAUUCAAGGACCUUACAAACUCAGAUGGAAAAAAGGCCAGUGAGGUGUUCUCUCAGCAGCAUGCAGACUUGGUAAAAGAAGGGGAGAAAUGGAUGAAGGAGAUAGCAACAUCUAGUACAUUUGUAGCUGCUCUCAUUGUUACCAUUAUGUUUGCUGCAGCCUUCACUAUUCCUGCGGGUAACAAUGACAAAGGCGCUCCCAUAUUCUUGGACGAUACCUUCUUCAUAGUUUUUAUAAUAUCAGAUUCAAUCUCACUCUUUUCUGCUACUACUUCAGUGUUGAUGUUCCUGGGAAUCCUGACAUCAGUAUAUGCAGAAAACAAAUUCCUAACACGGUUGCCCACAAAGCUAAUAAUAGGCCUUUCCGCCCUUUUCAUCUCUAUUGCAGCCAUGAUGAUAGCCUUCUGUGCUGCCCUUGCUGUUUUGCUAAAGGAAAGCUCAACCAAAGUGGUUAUGAUCCCGAUUAUUUUACUUGCCUGUGUUCCGGUGACCCUAUUCGCAUUAUUGCAAUUUCCCCUCCUUGUUAAUAUUUUCAUUUCCACAUAUGGGCCAGGCAUCUUCGAUAGGAAUAUACAACGUUGGUACUAGCUAGCUGUGUCCCUUCAAUAUGUUAUAACAUAAUGCAUGUCCUUUAUUAGUCUGUUCAAUAAUAUGUUUUAUUUUAAUACCUA